UGUGGGAAAUUCUUCUCACGGCUGUCUUAUCUCACUGUACACUACCGGACUCAUUCGGGAGAGAAGCCCUACGAAUGUAACGAGUGUGGGAAAACCUUCUACCUGAACUCAGCCCUCAUGAGACAUCAGCGAGUGCACACCGGAGAGAAACCGUACGAAUGUACCGAGUGUGGGAAACUCUUUUCUCAGCUGUCGUACCUCACUAUACACCACAGAACUCAUUCAGGAGUGAAACCGUAUGAAUGUAAUGAGUGUGGGAAGACCUUCUACCAGAACUCAGCCCUCUGCAGACAUCGGAGAAUACAUAAAGGAGAGAAGCCCUACGAAUGUUAUAUAUGUGGAAAGUUCUUCUCCCAGAUGUCGUACCUCACCAUACACCAUCGAAUUCAUUCAGGAGAGAAGCCCUAUGAAUGUAAUGAGUGUGGUAAAACCUUCUGCCAGAAUUCAGCCCUUAACAGACAUCAGAGGACACACACAGGAGAGAAAGCCUAUGAGUGUUACGAGUGUGGGAAGUUCUUCUCUCAGAUGUCCUAUCUCACCAUCCACCACCGGAUCCAUUCGGGAGAGAAGCCCUUUGAAUGUAAUGAAUGUGGAAAAGCCUUCUCUCGGAUGUCAUACCUCACUGUACACUAUAGAACUCAUUCCGGAGAGAAGCCCUAUGAAUGUAACGAGUGUGGGAAAAAAUUCUACCACAAAUCAGCCUUCAAUAGCCAUCAGAGGAUUCACAGGAGAGGGAAUGUGAAUGUACUGGAUGUGGGGAGGCUUCUCUGAAGUCGGAGAACCUUUCAGUGUGGGAGUGGGAGACGCCUGCCGACGUACGUCAGAGCUCACACGGGUGUUGUGCACAAGCCUUUGUGUUACUCAGACUUGAAGCCUGAAAGUUCACAGGGUAGAAACUACAACUGUAACAAGACCACAGGACUUACCGGAUACCAGACUAUACAGGCGUAAAAACUGAUACGUAUUUAGAAUGUGUAUGCACUUCACCGUGGACUCAAACUUUCGUUUUACACAUCAGGGAAUUCAUACCAAGGGAAAAAUCUCUCAAUUUUAAGGAAGGUGGGAAACCUGCUCCUUUGGAAAUUAUUGAUAUUAAAUGUUAUGUUUCUGAUGUAGUAUCAAGCUUCUUAAAAGCAAAAGUACAGACGAUAAAGAUACUUGUGUAAAUAGAAGCUGUAAAAUCAGCUGACAGUAAUCAAGACCACAGCAUAGCAACCUCUCACUCACACGGGAGUGGUUCCUGGGAAUGUAGGACUUACGUUCAUUUGAGGGAUUUUUGGUUUGUCUGCGUGCUUUUUAGGAUGCUACAUUACAGGAAGUGUAUGUUCAGUUUGAAUCAUGUUUGAAAAGCCAUUGUAUCUUUAUUAGAAUGAUUUGUAGACAUGGUAAGAUUAUCCAUUUUAAAUAGCUCCGCCUUGUUAGUAUCCUGAUACCCUGGUACCGUCCCUGAACUAACAUCUGAUAGUCUCAAGUACUUCUUGUAUUCUUGCCUGGCAUUUAUGAAUGUCUUUGAUCAUUGUUAAUGAAUGAAGUCUUCUGUAAAGAAGCCAAUGUUUUAAUAACAUGUUCAGCUGUAUCUGAGUCAGCAAGAGUUAGAAAUCUACGCAUAUGAUAGAAAAGUGCUUAGAUAAUUUUAAAUUGCUAAUGCCAGACUUUUCCAGUAGUAAGAAGCGCCGGUAGUACUCAUUGUACUCUAUACAGUAACAUUUACUUAAAAUAUUUAAGUACUUAAGAUAUUCCCAUUUAUAUCAGUUUUUUUCCAUCUGUUUUAUUUGGAUGCUUACAGAAGUGUGCAGAGCACACAUACUAUGUAAUUUAGGAAUUACCUGUAUUUUUAUUUGAUAGGAUAGUAUUUUUAAAUAUUGUGCUCUGCUCCUUCCUUCCUGAAUGAAGAAUUCUUCCUGUGGGUUUGGGGCAGACACUGUUGAGUGACCCUGGUCACUCCUUACUGUUCGCUGGUGGAAUUUGGGGAUCCAUUCUUCCUUGUGGAAUGGGGGGGGAAUCCUGACUAGUUUCAACCAUAUUGUGAUAAUCCCUUUCUCACUGCCAGCAAUUGGUUUAGAAUGGUCACGGGACCCAGUUCUAUUCAGAUAAAUAGAGAUAUCUGACAGGUUAUUUCUGGAAAAGGUUCCCUCAAAGAUUCAAGGAAGGAGUCCUGCAGGGUGAAGUAGAGUCUUUAGUUGAACAUUGCCUUCACGGCAUGUGAUGCCUGGUUGUGUCUUUCAACGCUGAAUUAGAAUUUAAGCAUGGCAGAACAGAAAGACUGGGAGAACCUGGGACCUGGACGAUGUGGAGCCACUGAACCAACCAGCCGUGUAGCUUGUCCACCUCUGGACUGUUGCUUCUGGAGGAGACGAAAUUUACUUUGGAGCCAGUUGAUUUCGGUUGCUCUGGUAGGGACAGCUGAAGAUAGAGUUACACCUUCGUAGGAAUUAUGCAAUGGAGAAGUGGACUUCAGGUAAAUCACUUAUUUAGAAGUACUGAUUGAGUUUGGUCUUAUUUUCUGUAAGUUUUGAUGUAAAUAGUUUGAGCACUACAAAUCAACUUGAAAUAAUUAAAUGUAUAUGUUUCCUCGAAUGGUUACAUCAUUGACCUUAGAGCCUGAUAACAAUGUCAGAUACACCUUCCUUUUUACAAUGCAUGACAUUAAAUUUGUUCAGGUUAAUUUAUGUUAUUCAUGGAUCAUCACUCCACUGUUGGUUCACAGUGUAUGGUGUGGAGGUAAGGACCUUUGCUUUCCAGUGAUCAGCCCGAGAGCCUAUAUUUGAAUAACAGCCCUGCCCACUGAGGUGAAAUGCCGUAAUUUUUCAUGUAUUUGAAUCAUUCAUGGAACCCGUUUUUGUUGCUCAGCACUUUCCCUCCAUAUUCUUCUAGCAGAUUGUGAGUAUGCUUCAUGACCGGAAUGAAAAGUCUGUUAGAUCAUAUAGUUUGUGUAGGAAAAUAUAUUCAUGGUGUAUUUGUUGAAAUGAUAGCUACAAAGAUUUCCCACAGUAGUUUGUCCUCAUAGCUUAAAUACACAGUAUGCAUUUUAAGUAAAAUAUUUAAAAAGUGUAAA
Molecule: messenger RNA, 3055 nt
Organism: Leptonychotes weddellii (Weddell seal)
Lineage: Eukaryota; Metazoa; Chordata; Mammalia; Carnivora; Phocidae
Source: RefSeq, a predicted model, not a curated record